Molecule: messenger RNA, 555 nt
Organism: Guyanagaster necrorhizus
Lineage: Eukaryota; Fungi; Basidiomycota; Agaricomycetes; Agaricales; Physalacriaceae
Exons: 4
Coding region: 1-555 (184 amino acids)
Source: RefSeq, a predicted model, not a curated record
AUGGCAACGCUGAGCCUAGGAAUUCGGUCGACGCCGAUCGUCGAAGCACCUGAGUUGAGGCCUAAGGCCAAGGGUUGGUUAAGAUUGGGAAAAAAGAAAGGAAGUGAAAUUUUGAGAGACCUCACUCAACGUUACCGACAACGGUACCCAAGUGGAAGCAACAGUGCCAUCUGGUUCUACAUAAAUGAGCGUAAUCGGCAAGAAGAUAGCUGGUUCCUGGUCAAAUAUCUCAAUGUAUUCGUAAUGGCCAAGGAUUCGAAACAUACAAGAAUUGAGGAGCCACAACAGGAGCUCCCACACCACAGACGCAUCAGAAAAAACAUCAAGUUGUAUUGGGAGUCCGACAUGCAUAUUGAUAAUUCGAGUGGGAGGAAUACACGGAUGCUCCAACAUCAAGUUCAGGACCUAUCAGUUCAACAUUCAUAUGUGGUCAUGGCAUUCUCUUGGUACUCAUGGUUGGUAAAAGCUGCAUGCGCAUGCUGGAAUGCUGGAAUGCUCAAAUUCUCUCACAGAUUCAAACAAGAUGAAUACUUGUCUGAUCUACUUGUCACUUAG